Molecule: messenger RNA, 2931 nt
Organism: Candoia aspera
Lineage: Eukaryota; Metazoa; Chordata; Lepidosauria; Squamata; Candoiidae
Gene: HYAL2
Product: hyaluronidase 2
Exons: 6
Coding region: 374-1795 (473 amino acids)
Biological process (GO): hyaluronan catabolic process; carbohydrate metabolic process
Cellular component (GO): cytoplasmic vesicle
Molecular function (GO): hyaluronoglucuronidase activity; hyalurononglucosaminidase activity
Source: RefSeq, a predicted model, not a curated record
GGUGGGUGGUACCGGGCUCAUGGUCCCUUUAAGAGCCGACUGCUCGGUGUCCGCGAGGAUAUUGUACUUAAGCUGGCAAGGGGGGUGAUGAGUUAAGUAUUCAGAGCUGAUCCUUUCGCGAAUCCCUCAGCUCGUCUGGGUAAGGUUCAGUUUCCUGCGAGGCUGCAGAUCCCUUUCUCUGCUUGGUUUGGCAGAUCUCCUAGCCCAGUUGGUGAAAUGCCUACUCGCUCCGAAAAAGCCGAGCCAGUGAAUGGAAAAAUUACUUCUCCCUGAACUUUUCUCCAGCCCCCUCCUAAGUGUCCCGCUUAAAUCUCGUGGGUGAGGAAUCUGGCUUUAAUCUGCCAUCAUUCUGUUUUUAAGUGACUUGGAGAGGAUGCAGGGAGGCAAUGCACUGGCAGUGCCAUGGCUAAUGUUCCUAGCUGUGGCUGGGGCUCCUGGGCAGUAUGAGAAGCCUGCUUUUACCCCCAUCUUCACCCGCAGGCCCUUCAUUGUGGCUUGGAAUGCACCAACCCAGGACUGUGAACCUCGCUUCAAGGUUCAGUUGGACUACAGUGUUUUUGAUGUUCAGGCCUCACCUAACGAGGGUUGGGUAGACCAGAACUUGACCAUUUUUUAUAAAGAACGCUUGGGCCUUUAUCCCUAUUAUGAUGGGAACAAAGUGGCUAUUAAUGGGGGUGUCCCACAAAACAGCAGUUUGCGGGAGCAUCUGAACCGGUUAGCAGAGGGCAUUAAGAAAUACAUCCCCUCUGAUGUAACAGAGGGAUUGGCAGUCAUUGACUGGGAAGAGUGGAGACCUAUCUGGAUCCGAAACUGGCAGACCAAAGACAUUUACCGGAAUGCCUCUCGUAAGCUUGUGCUCUCUCGGCGUCCUAGAUUGGAAGAAGACCAGGUGAAGAAGGAAGCCCAGUAUGAAUUUGAGUCAUCGGCUUGUGAUUUUAUGAGGGAGACUCUGCGAUAUGCCAAGAACUUUCGUCCCCGACAGCUCUGGGGUUACUACCUCUUCCCUGACUGCUAUAACCAUGACUACAGCAAGAACAAGAAUAGUUACACAGGCCAGUGCCCUGAUGUGGAGAAGACACGGAAUGAUCAUCUGGCCUGGCUCUGGAAGGAGAGCACUGCUCUUUUUCCUUCCAUUUAUUUGGAGCACAUGUUGGCCAAAACCAUGAAUGGCCGCAAGUUUGUGAGGUCUCGAGUAAAAGAAGCCCUUCGUAUUUCUCAACAACAUCAUGAUAACUAUGCUCUACCCGUCUUUGUUUACACCAGGUCCACCUAUAUUCGUAGGCAGGAUGUUUUAAGUGAGACAGACCUGAUCUCCACCAUAGGUGAGAGUGCUGCUUUGGGGGCAGCUGGUGCUAUCUUCUGGGGAGAUGCUGAAAACACUAGGAGUAAGGAAACUUGCCAGAUGAUUAAAAAAUACAUAGAAGAGCCUCUUGGCCGUUACAUCGUCAAUGUGACAACCGCAGCUGAGCUCUGCAGCCAGACCCUUUGCAGGGGCCACGGCCGGUGCCGGCGCCAAGAAAGCGAUGCCAGCGUCUUUCUGCAUCUCAACCCAGACAGCUUCCAGAUCUACCGGAAUGAACCCAGGCAUCUGAAGCCACUUCUGGGGGCCAAAGGAAACCUCUCUCGGGCAGACAUUUCCUUCCUGCAAACCCACUUCCAGUGCCACUGUUACCAGGGGUGGCGCGGAAGAGGGUGCGAGAAGCAGCUGAACCCACCCGGGGGCGGCCCCUCCCUUCCCUACACCCUUGGACUCCAGUUGCUGGCGACUGCCUUCCUUCUGGUCUGCUUGCACUAGGCCACCUCUCCAGUGGGAUCUGUGGGGUGCAAGGGAAUUUUUGGUGCCUGGAACAAGGGGAGAGGCGGUGCAAUAGGCCAGGAAGGUAGGCAGCAAGCGAGGGAGAAGGAGGGGCCUCUCCCGCUUAUGUCUUUAUUUAGCAGUAAUGUAGCAGACAUCCUCUUCAAGAGACUGCUCUACCUCUCCCAUCUGCGCCCCUGGCCUUCAUGAGGCAAAAGAGAAAGGACCCUUCUAACCACUGCGAGUGCCUCUGUUCAGAGAGCUGGACAACUGGAAGAAAGGGUGGCUUUAGAGACUGGCAAAGGCAGGAUGCUCCGUGGGACACGACCUUCCCCGUGGCUUUGCCUUGGUUUGCCAGGUAGCUUCUUCACCCUGGGAACCCAUUGGGUGCCUUAGGUCAGCUACCCAAAAGAGAGGGUCAGACCAGGGACCUGGGCCGGGGCUACAGGGUCGGAAGGCCGGCAUCCAGUCCUCCGUCGAUGCUCUGCCUAAGGACUGGGAAGGGGGUGCUUGGCUCCUCUGUUUUAGGGAGUGGUGGGGCACAGCCACAAGCAAUGGGACCUUGACGCACAGGAGUAGGAGGUUUCAUGGAGCUGCUGUAAUGAGGUAAAUUGCUGCUGUUAUCUGUCUCUUUAGAUAGGUGGUAGAGAAGGAGGUGAGUCCAGGGGGAUUACCUUGGAGGGUAGCCAGGAAAUCACUUUUGCUGACUGGUGGGGUGGGCAAUGCAUUUUUUUAAUGGCCCAGAUGAGGCCAUUCAUGGGAAAAACAUGCUGUUCUGUCUGUGGCCACUGCCAACCUGGAAGCCUGCAUCUCUUACAGAAAAACCAAAAAGUGUUACCUCAGAAUUAAAGAGACACAGAGAAAAUCAUGUGUGCUUUGUACUGUGUGAAGAAAUCUUGCCGCUUGCCCUGGCACUCUUUCUUCCCUUUACUCUUUGCCAAGAAUGAGACUCCAGCUGGAAGCAACCUCCAGUUUGCAGUAAUGGUUUUGGCCUGUUCUCUGCACGACUUCCUCAGGGCAAGGCUUGUUGUCUAUCACAGAAUGUGGUCCUUUGAUGGUGCUGAAUCCAAGCUAGGGAGAACACCAAAUGGCCUGUGCUUGAGAGAAAAGGCCCUGGUCUCUGCUGGACCUGAGGG